AUGGCUCCUGUCGACGUUCUGGUGGCGUCUCCCGUGAACGGAAUGGUGGGGCUCGAGAUGUGCUCGGCCACGCCGCCUGGACACUGCAAGUCGCCACGCACACCGCGGUUACUGCAUCGCUCUGGGAUCCGUGCGCUCGAGCAGAUUGCAGUCGAAGCAGCAGUUCAAGGUGACACGAAUGUGAUUCAAGGAACCACCAGAGCUCUGGCAGACGUGAAGACGAGCUUUGACGGGUCGAGUUGCGAUGGGAUUGAGUCAUCAACUACAGCCUCGCGCAAACGACAGUCUUUGUCACCUACAACGUCCGCUGGUACAUUAGACAGUGAAGGGUCUGAGACAAGUCUGGACGAGCUUGAAGACUUGCACCCAUCCCAGCGGCUGAUGGAAGAGGUUGAGGUGAAGCCACUUACGCUCCCAUCUACGUGCGGAGCGAUGAAGACCCGAGAACAAAAACGACGCAAAGUUGAGAACGCGCUCAAGAGGUUUCACAAAGAGGAGACCAAGACUCAGCGCUGUGUCGAGUAUACGACCAUCUGCCACCCGAAAUGCAGCGAUGAAACCACAGGUGAAAACACGCGGCGAAAGGCUGCCAAGAUGCGCGUGCAAGUUGGCGUGUCGCUUGCUCAAGGUGCCCGGCCGUACAUGGAAGAUCGAUAUUCGGUGGUAGAGCGUUUGUCUGAAAGCGAAAUGGACAGCGAGUCGUCUCCCAGCCUGCUGGCGGUGUACGAUGGUCACAACGGUGCGUACGCGUCGGAGUAUGCCCGUCGUCGAUUUAAGGUCUUGCUUGGAGAGAAUGAAGACCUCAUGCAGAUUAGCCGACGCGCACGGCACGCUAAGCUGACAGAAGUCGACGUGGAGAAUAUUCGCAACCUCUUGGCUGACGCUUUUGCGACGGUAGAUGCUGAGAUUCUCCAUCGCACCGUCAUUUUAAACAAGCGUGAUGGGUCGACGGUGUUGCUGGGACUAUUGGUCGGCGGUAAGCUAUUUGUUGCAAAUAUUGGAGACUCGCGCGGUGUGUUGGCUCAGUCGGAGAACAGCAGCGGUGCAAGUAAAGGAGAAGGCGAAAGAGGUGUAGCAAGUGCUGUACGUCUCUCCGUUGAUCACAAACCGGAUCUGAAGGAGGAGACAGAUCGCGUGGAAGAGGCAGGAGGUAAGGUCAUCUUCUCUGGGUGCUGGCGUGUAGCCCACGAUCAAAUCUCGCUACGUCUGGCUAUCAGUCGGUCGCUGGGAGACCAUCCACUAAAGAUGAACCUGCCGUCGUCGUGUUCAGCUCCGCUCGUGUCUGUGGUCCCUGAUGUCCGUGUUUUCAAUGUGGAAGCAGCAGGCGAGUACCUCGUGUUUGCAAGCGACGGUCUCUGGGACCGUUUGAGCGACGAUGAUGCUGCCAAAAUCGUGCGGACAAAGGUGGCCGAGUACCACUGGUCAGGGGAACGCACAAGUCCCGACAGUGUAAAAAAGGAGGCGCUACAAUUUGCAGCUGAUGCUCUUGUGGAGGCUGCCCUGCUCAAGCGCAGCAUGGACAAUAUUACGGCUAUGGUUGUCUCCUUUUCCGAGUUGCGCGACAAAUAG
Peronospora matthiolae is the source of this 1569-nucleotide messenger RNA. NCBI's taxonomy places the organism in Eukaryota, Oomycota, Peronosporomycetes, Peronosporales, Peronosporaceae. The record is from the annotation of a GenBank genome assembly.